CGUAAAGUGCAAUGCGCGUUGCUAUUGGAGACGCAAUAUAGGAAGUAAAUUCCUCUGCCUGCGAAUCUUGUUUUGGGAACUCGAAGAAAAGGCAGAAAUAUAUCUGUCGCCGUAAAUUUGGUCUGCUGUUUCUCACCUGGAUCCGAUUUUAACCGUCAACCCGUGAGGCUGUAACGCUAACGUUUAACUCCGUUAAUCUAAGCAGGUAUUAAAAGUCAAUGAGUCGCAGUCGCAACCCAGCUCCUCGGGGUCAAGGGGCGGCCCGAGCCAAACAGAUGGGGCUGCUCCUUGACCUGUCUCCGGAUGGCGGCAUGGAUGAUGAGGGAAAUGAUGAUGAGCUGGAGGCAGAGUUACUCAAUCUGGUGGGAGGAAGUAAGGGAGGAAGAGCACAAGGGAAGAAAGGUGACGGGAGAGCUCCUGUUCCCAUGGCUGAAAUUGAGCGAAUGGCAGCUCUGUGUAUGAAAGAUCUAGAUGAUGACGACAUGGGGGACGAUGAUUUGGAUGACGAAGAUCUGUUGGCAGAACUGAAUGAUGUUCUGGAGGAUGAUGAGGAGCAUACUCCUGCUCCAACUCCACCUACCGCUACACCAACAGCUCCUAAAACUAGUGUCACCUCACACCCCUCACCUCCUGCUGCUCCCAGUGGUGCAACUGGGUUGGAGUCACGGCUCCUCGAGCGCAUUGAAAUGUAUCAGACCGCCAUUUCCAACGCCAAGGCUGCAGGCGAGACUAGCAAAGUUCGAAGAUAUGAACGCGGGCUGAAGACUCUACAGUCCAUGCUAACAUCUGCCAGGAAAGGAAAACCAGUCAAUGAAGAAGAGAUGCCUCCACCUGUUGCUCUCGGCGGAAAGUCGGAUGCCCCAGCCCAGCCUGAAGUGGUUAAAGACCGGGAGGUGCCCAAGCCUGUGCUGGUCCCUCCCCCUCCCACCAAUCAGAAACCUCAGAGGGAAGCUGACCCGACACCUCUGAACACUAAGCCAACGCGUUUGAUCCCUCCCCAAAAGCCAGCUGCUGCCAUGACUCCGGAAACACCUGCCAUCUCCCCCCUCACACCCAGCCAGCCUGAUGCUCAUCACUCAGAGGCGAAACAGGCAGUGUUGACCAGACAGAGGGAUUAUAAGGUGGCUGCCAUACACGCCAAACAGAGCGGCAACAUCGACCAGGCCAAACAGCACUACCUCACUGCCAAGAACCUCGAUGUGAUACUGGAGGCGCUGGACCGGGGCGAACCAGUAGACCUGAGCUCACUGCCUCCUCCACCUGGAGACGUAAUAACAGAGCAAAGUGCACCUCCUCAAUCUUCUUCUAAACCUGACCCCCCUGCUGCUCCUGCUGCUCCUGCGCCCACGCAGGUGGCCAGUGCGGACCUGCCUGCUCCCAAAAGUUUGGCCGAAGCCCUGCAGCAGAGGUUGGACAUAUACAGGUCAGCAGCAGAGGGAGCUAAGAGCAAAGGGGACGAUCGCAAGGCCCGUAUGCAUCAGCGCAUUAUGAAGCAAUAUCAGGACGCCAUCAAAGCUCACAAAGCUGGCCGACCUGUUAACUUAUCUGAUCUACCCGUGCCACCAGGCUGUCCACCGCUUCAGGGCACAGAGGGUGGUCAGCAGAACUUCAUGGGUGUCCUGGAAACAGCAAUGAAAAUAGCAAACCAGGAUGCAGACGCAGAAGAUGAGGAAGAGGAUGAGCAAGAAGAAGCUGCCAAGGCUGUGGUGCGUCCACCUGUCCAGAAAGCAAAGUCUCCAGCUCCUCAGGCUCCUGCAGGCUCCUCAACUCCGAAACUGGGAGCUAAAGCCCAGCAGCAAUUGGAUUUCCUGUUGCUAAGGCGACAAGCUUUCAUGCGUGCGGCACUGCGCUCCAAAAAUAUGAAGGACAUGACAGGAGCAGCACAGCACCUCAGACAUGCCAAAGGACUGGACGCCAUGAUCACUGCUGCAAAGUCUGGCCUACCUGUUGACAUCACCAAGAUUCCCAGUCUUCCAGUAAAUGAGGAGGACUACACCCUGGCUCGUUCCCGUACCUCUCCUUCUUCUCGUACCACAAGCGAGCAGUACCAUAACCUCAUGGAUCACUUGAAAAAGCAGUACGAGAAAUGUCUGGGCCUCUCCCAGCAAUUCACAAACACGGGAAACGUGGCUGAGGCUUUAAAGUCUGAGAAGUUACUUGGGGAGACCAUGAAGUACAUAGAGAUUCUAAAGAGCGCCUACACAAAGGGUCAUCCAGUCCCCAAGUGCCACACAGAGGAGAGAACCUUCAACUCUAUCAAGAUCAACCCCAACCUGACACUCAAUGACCUGAUACUGUACAUCACCCGAGGCAUCAACCUCCCAGCUCCCUCUGGUGUCUCUGCUAAUGAUCUGGAUGCCAGUGUAAAAUUUGAGUUUCCUUUUCCCAGCGCGGAGGAGGCUCAGAGGGACAAAACCAACACAGUAAAGAACACCAGCAGUCCAGAGUUUAAAGAGACUUUCAGACUCAACAUCAGCCGCGGCCACAGGGCCUUUAAACGAGUCAUACAAUCCAAGGGAAUCAAGUUUGAAAUCAUCCACAAGGGAGGCCUGUUUAAGAAUGACAAAGUAGUGGGAACUGCUCAGCUGAAGCUAGAAGGUCUAGAAAAUCACUGUGAAAUCAGAGAGAUCUUAGAGGUGAUGGAUGGACGUAAAACUACAGGUGGCAAGCUGGAGGUGAGGGUGAAGAUCAGAGAGCCUCUGUCAGGCGUCGAGCUGCAUCCAGUGAAGGAGAAGUGGCUGACUCUCGAACCAGUCUCCACGCCUCCAGAGAAACAAAAGGAACGGGCUCCAUCUCCUCGGUCCAAACCGAGACAUGAUGGAAACGGCAGGAGCAGCUCGGAUCAGCCUGCAUCUCCUCGGUCUAAACCAAAACACGAGGCGAGCAGCAGGAGCGGUCACUCCAGCAGCUCUCCUCCACAGUACAAACUCCACAGCUUCAGCCUCCUCAACUACGACAAGGAGCGGCUGGAGAGGAAGAUUACAGACUACAGAAAGAACAAGCGGGAACCCCCGUCUGACCUCACCCAUCAGCACAAAGAGGUCACACACCGACUGCAGUGGCAGAAAGCGCAGCUGGAACGAGCCUCUCCUGCCAUGCUCACAGAAUAUGAAAACGUGCUGCAACGCUUCGUUCAAGGACUUUCUGAGUCUGUGAAAAAAUACUCCAGCCAAGGAAACCGGGACGCUGCCAAGGAUGCACUGGGCAGGUUGAAGAUGGUUGAGAAUGAGCUGGAAUCGCUGAAGAGGAAACGCACUGGAUGAGAGCAGAAUAAGGAGUGGAGCCUUGGCUGGAGUACUGUUCUCUCUCUCUCUCUCUUUCUCUCUCUCUCUCUCUCUCUCUCUCUCCCUCUCUCUCCCUUUCUCUCAUACACACUCAUAUACCAAACGCUACAGUGGGUACGAUAAGCACCUUUAGCAUGAUUCAGUGCUGCAAAACAACUGCAUGAGCUAAACUGCUAAUUCAGUCAGUUGUUCCUUUAGCUUGUGUCAUAUGUGGUUAGUUACCUGCCACAAUAACCUAACAAACGGCUGCAACCACCAAGCAGACGGCAAUUAAAAACACAUCCAAAUGUGUAAAGAGGGAGAUGCAUUUGCACUUAAACAAGACAAACACUACAGGAAACUGCUUCUAAAGAAUGGCUUUACAGACUUUACUGGUAUUCUAUUUUGUUUUGGGGUUUUUUGUUUUUUCCCAACUUUCCUGUGACAAUUCUUGAUGAAGUAAUCUGCCAGAAGACUUGGAUGUUUUACAUUCGGCACCGGCUUUUGGUGUCUACAGAUGACCAAAAAUAUGUGUGUGUGAAGGUGUGUGUGUGUGUGUGUGUGUGUGUGUUUGUCCACGCACUCUUAGGUGUGUUUAACCAGUGAACUAGAGUUUUUUUUUUAACCUUUUUCCCUGUAUUUUAUGUGUGUAAUGAGCUUAAUCUAAUCUGUCUGCUCCAGUGUUCACAGAUUACAGUAAUCUGCUCCGUUUGGAGUGCUGUGAUACGGGAAUAAAAAAAAAACAACAAAAAAACGGGGCUUCGGGGUGCAGCAGCCUACAUCCCAUAAUAAGGGAUUAGUGUUUAUGUCACCAAAGAGGCGACUACAUCAGACGUAGAGUCGCCUCUGGGGGCUGGGAAGAGGGGUUUUAACAGCGAGCCAUGAAUGUGGUAGAAGCUUAGCCUCGCUAAGAGAUUGCUGCGUCUUCAUCAGCUGUUUCUUCUUUGUCGUCUUCGUCAUCUUAUUUUCCUCGCACCCUUUCCUUUCAAGAUUAUUCUUGAUUAAUAGGCUGCCCUACUCAGAAUCUGUUUAAACUCUUAAACAAUAUGAAGCCCGCUGUGCUGUCACUUAGUUUAAAACAGUUUAGAGCUGCUGCGUCAGAGUGCUUUUUCCCCACAGAUUGUGGUGGAUGCAAAAACAGAAUUUGUCCCAUUGAGCUCUCCAGUGGCAGCACAGUGGAUACUGAAAAAUCUACCCACAGGAAGGCGGCCCGAUACGUGUCAGUAUGGCUGAGUAAUUGCUCAUUUCUGUCUCAGUUCUCCCACAGACACCUGUGUCAUCAUCAUCUUCCUCUCUGCCUUCACUUCUUUUUGGAGAAUGAAGUCAAGGGGACAAAAUACAGAUAAAACCACUUAAACUUUGACACGCUGACAGAGGUGGGCAGAUUGCAACGAUCAGAAUGAUUUGCCACAACACCACAAGAUGUACAAAAAAUAAUAAUAAUCCAACAAAUGUGCGCUGCUAUGUAUUCUGAGAUCUGAGCAGAUGUUUGGUGUGCUAACCUGACAGUAGCUCCUGUUCCACGUUGAUUGCAUCCAGCCGGGAUGUAGCAGACUACUUUAAGUGAGCCUUAUUGUGCAUUUUGUGUUUGAAUCCUCAAUAUUAACGAUGUCUGGUAACUCCAGUUAAUAGUUUUUCGGUCAUGUGACACGUCAGAUAAUCAUGUGUUCACGCUAAUCCACUCACUGCUUCACUCCAUUAGCAAAUAAUCCCGGUUAAAGUUGGCCUUCCACUGUGUGGUGACCCUUAUGUAACACCCGUUGCCCCACUUUUUUUUUUUUUUUUUAAUCAACAGAGGACAUCUUUUGACUCUUUGUAAAUGUUAUGCGGAUUUUGAUCACCUCGUAUUAUUUUGUAGAUAGACCGUAGCAUUAGAACAUCAGAUUGCAGCAUUAAACAUGGCUUCAAAUCUGUAAACGUGCUCCCUUUUCUUCUAGGUAAUCGUUUGUGUCUUAUUUAAAUCUUUGUACGGCAGACUUUUAGAAAAUAAUCUUGAAGGCUCCUAAAACUCGAGCCAAGCAGGUCUGGAUUAAUGUCAGUGAUGCAUUUGUGCAGCAGUGUAGUUUAAGUACAAAUUUAUUUGUAAAGCUUUGGGCAUUAAGAAAGAUUUAAAUAGAAUCUGAGGAUUACACAACUUAAGCAAAUUUGAAGGUUCUGCUAAUGGUUUUCAUACUGUACACAGGGGCAGAGCCAAGGGGUGAACACAGCUGAAAGUCUGAACCACCUCUCUGUCCGGACCUUACAGUCAGCUGGUAAUCUGUUAGAGGGGCUAUGCAUGUAAAAACUGUAGUAAACAUGCGCCUGUUUGUUUCAGCAGAACCAUUUUCUUUGACAAUCAGCAGAGUUUCACAUAAAAAACAAAAUUCUUAAAGUCCUUAUGGUGGACCUCUAUAAGUUGUAUAAGUUAAUAAUGAAACUGAAUGACCAAUAUUUGGAUAUCAGUUUCUGGGUCGCCGGAAGUAAUGGCCUCAUGUUAGCAACACACAGAAAGAAAAGAAGCCCCCAAUAACUGCUUAUAACUUUUUUUAAAAAACGGACUAGUAUUUAAUUUUAUUGUUCCCGUGUUCUGUUUUGUUUUUCCCGUGGAUGAAACGCAAAGCUGACCUAAAAUGAUCAGAAUAAUAUGAAAACAGAACAUCUGUCCCAGGAGUGGGGUUCACAGAAAGACCAGCUCUAAUGGAAAAAAGUGAGUAGGACUAAAACAACAACAACACAAAGAUGUCGUUCCGAUUAAAAGAAAAACAUCUGAGUGCGACCGUGUAGCAGCUGCAUGUGUGAGCCUGCACAAAAAGUGCAACUGCACACUGCCACCCCAUCCCCACCUAGACCACCCCCACUUUUUUUUUUCUUUUAAAUCCAGAGCUGUAACCCCGCGUCACCCCAAACACACAAACGCACUCCUGCCACAUCACCCCACUCCCCAAAUAACCUUGCGGCCUCUGAGGCUGACCUGUUGUCGUGGCAACAAGCUCAUCAGCAUUCAGUGUAGUAGGUGGAUGGUCAGGACCCGGGUGGAGGGACAUAUUGUUAGUUUGUCCUGCUGGUGACUCACACUCCAUUUCUGCAUAUACAACACACCACACACACACACACACACACUCCUGCUCACUCUCUUUUCAUACAAUUGUUUGGAUCUCUGUCUUUAUCCUGUUAUUGAUUUCAUUUUAAAAAGUUUGGUCUAAGUUUUGUUAUUUUUUUGUUGUUUUUUACUACUUUCUUCCUGAUGAGUUGGGUAAAUGUAUCCAUUUAUUGUUGAAGCUGACAUCUUUUUAAAAUUUGCUAAGUCACGUAAGGGCAAUCAUUAUAAAUGUAAUAUUUAUAUUUGGUAAAUAUACGGCAUAAUAUGCUCUGUCUCUUUUUUUUUUAAGUGAAUGUCUUGAUGAUUGAUGCAGUUUAAAAUGGGAAUGUGUGACGGCCUGAUUCUUGAGGCUUUAUUAUCUUAUGUAUGAGGUUGGUGUUGACACGAAUAAAGUGGUGAAACCGCAGUGA
Oreochromis niloticus (Nile tilapia) is the source of this 6752-nucleotide messenger RNA. It is a transcript of the gene cc2d1a, whose product is annotated as coiled-coil and C2 domain containing 1A. The record is from RefSeq and is a predicted model, not a curated record. NCBI's taxonomy places the organism in Eukaryota, Metazoa, Chordata, Actinopteri, Cichliformes, Cichlidae. The transcript is spliced from 28 exons. Gene Ontology annotation, molecular function: DNA-binding transcription repressor activity, RNA polymerase II-specific. The coding region runs from base 219 to 3263 and encodes 1014 amino acids.